AUGUUAGUUACAACGUGUUUAAGACUGUUACCACGCUCAUCCCGAGCCAGUGGGCUAUCGAUACGAUGUUUAUCCCAUACGACAAAGCCCGUCACUACAAAGAAAAUCUACGACAAACCUAAAUCGAAAUCUAAAGAGGAGAGAAAGAUAUUUGGAAGGUUAAAGGAUGCCAGUGGGUCAGAAAAUGAAGGAAGUGUUGCAUUGCUGAGCUCAACAAGUUCUGGUAUCGCAAUCCAACCAUCUCAGUACCUUCCUACGUCGGCAUUACCGCAAAUGCCCGAACAUUUACAAGAACAAUCACUUGAAUCGAUAUAUGAAUCACUUGGUCAAAGACACAUUCUUGAUCGAAUAAAUCAACCCAAGGGGAUAGAUCUUGUUAUUCCACCCGAGUUCAUCAAACCUCCACAACCGCCAAAGCGUCAUGUGCGUCCAGAAAAGACGAAAGAUUUGGACAAGAAAAUCAAGAAUUUCAUCGCUGGUGAACAUGAUGAUCGUAGUUUGAUCCAUUUGGGUAAGGAAAUAAGUGCUCAUAUGGAACCGGACCAUAACGAAAUAUACCCAAUCUUGGAACACCCUUUGAAAAAGUCAUUAUCGGGUUUGAAAACACUCAAUCCAGCCAUGAAUAAAAUCAAAGAUCAAUUCUUGUGGGAUGUGAUGCCUGAGGAGAAAUUGGCAUUUGUUCCACCUUACCAAGCUGACAAUCCAUUAGGGUUUAAGCAAUGGGAGAAGGAGUUGAUUGCUGAGCAAGAAAAGGUUAAAAAGGAACAAGAUUUGAUUUUGAAGGAAUUGCAAGAAUUUGAAAAACUCAUGGGUGAUUCAAAAUCUUUCUUUGGAAAGAAUCAGAAUGGUUCGAAAAGUGAUGACGUUACUGAUAGUAGAGCCAAGGGAAAUAGAAGGAAAUUGAAUCGAAAGUUGUUGAAAAAGUACAAGAAAUUGAAAGAUGAGGGAAAGAUUGAUGCUGACUAG
Lodderomyces parapsilosis is the source of this 966-nucleotide messenger RNA. RefSeq lists its product as uncharacterized. Bases 1 to 966 code for a protein of 321 amino acids. The transcript has a single exon. The record is from RefSeq and is a predicted model, not a curated record. Lineage: Eukaryota; Fungi; Ascomycota; Pichiomycetes; Serinales; Debaryomycetaceae.